CCUCCCUCCGCAGGCAUGGAGUUUGUGACCGGCUACCGGGCAGAGAUCCUGGACUUUGCCGAGCUUCUCUUCGGCUGGUACCAGCGCUUCCUCCUGGACGCCGUCUGCCGGCGGGGCAGCGAGCGGCGCAAGAGGCAGGAGAGCUCCAUCCGCCGCCUGCCGCCCGACCCGGCCCUCUGGAUCCUCCACCUGCUGCCCAACCGCAGCCUGGCCUUCACGGUGGCCGACCCUGGGCAGCAGCUGGGCGGCCGCUUCUACAGCGAGGAGGCCCUGGCUCUGCAGGACCUGGAGCGCUUCAUCACCUUCGUGGGGGCCGGGGGGGAGGAGGAGGAGGAGGAGGAGGAGGAGGAAGAGGAGGAGGACGCCCCCCCCCCUGCCUCUGGCCCUGCCGGGACCCCGACACCCCCCGUCCCUCUCUGGCGGGAAGAAGAGUUUGACAUCCGGCAGCUGCAAAGGGCUUUCUCGGCCAGCCUCUCCCCCCGGGGGGAGAUCCUCCUCCGAGAAUACCUCCAGGGCUGGAGGCAACUGCUCAAGUUCCUGGAGGCGCUGGGCACGGCCUUCGGGCUGAUCUCCCGGGAGACGGAGUCCAAGAUCGGCAUCCUGCAGCGGCACCAGGAGGGGCCGCACGGCCUCCACUACCGCACGGUGCAAUCCAUGGUGGCCUUUGAGCUGGCCUCGGGCCUGGUGGGCUUCCAGUCCCUGCCGGCCCACCAGCCUCCCUCGGGCUGCCGGACGCUGCUGCGCCUCCAUCGCGCCCUGAAGUGGCUGGAGCUCUUCCUGCACAAGCUGGGCACCAGCCCGAAGGACGGGAAGCCCUCCCGGAUGUGCGCGGAGGCCUACCGGGUGGCCCUGGCCCCCUACCACAGCUGGUGGGUGCAGCAGGCCGUUGCCCUGGCCUUCCUGGCCAUGCCCUCCCGCCAGGAGCUCUACCACAUCAUCGUGCGGGGGGAGAAGCCGGCGGCCGUCCUGGCCACGGUGGAGAGCCUGGGCCGGGUGUACAACGCCACCCAGGAGGUCUACUCUGCCCACGGGAUGCUGGAGCUGCCCUAAGGACGCCCAGGGCAACGCGGUGGGUUUCACGCCCGGCACCCGAAGGACCCAUCCGGGGCCAGAGGGCUGCUCUCCCAGGCAGAAAGUGCCUGCCCCUGCGCCGCCAUGCACCGCCCAGAGAGCAGCCCCCCCUUCAGCGCCUGGGGGUCCCCAGUGGAAGACGGCAGGGGUCCCUUCGGGGGAGGGGAAGACCUGAAUAAAGAGCCUUGGGACCCAGAA
Molecule: messenger RNA, 1269 nt
Organism: Thamnophis elegans (Western terrestrial garter snake)
Lineage: Eukaryota; Metazoa; Chordata; Lepidosauria; Squamata; Natricidae
Product: ceramide-1-phosphate transfer protein-like
Exons: 3
Coding region: 16-1050 (344 amino acids)
Biological process (GO): negative regulation of DNA-templated transcription; spermatid development; ceramide transport
Cellular component (GO): membrane; cytoplasm; cytosol
Molecular function (GO): histone deacetylase binding; ceramide 1-phosphate binding; ceramide 1-phosphate transfer activity
Source: RefSeq, a predicted model, not a curated record